Molecule: messenger RNA, 1005 nt
Organism: Microthlaspi erraticum
Lineage: Eukaryota; Viridiplantae; Streptophyta; Magnoliopsida; Brassicales; Brassicaceae
Source: the annotation of a GenBank genome assembly
AUGUGUAGCAAAACCAGCCCGGUCGGAGAAGAAAAACAGAGUACGAGAACAUCGAAGAGGAUCAGGAAGAGGAAACACAGAGAAUCAACCUCCAUGGAAAAGUCUUCUUCGAGUCCUGAAGCGUCUCGUAAGAUCAGAACGAAGACGAAAAAACCCAAAUUUCUCAGUCUCAAGCUCGAGCUCAACACUUCUCACGAGAUCAGCGAGAGUCCCGGGACGACGAAGAGCAAGAAGAAGAACACAAAAAAGCCGUCGAAACAGAGCAAGACGAAAGGAGCUGCUGAUACGGCACCGUUUAAGGAGAAGAAGAGACCAGAGACCCUGGGAGGAGAGAAAGAAGAAGAGCAAUACGACACCGUUGCAGCUUACCUCUUCAAUUCCGCUACCGACAGCACGAUUUCUUCGAUCCACGAUCUCCUCCCUUCCUCCGCCGCCGAUGUCGAUUGCAGUGAGGGAAGGAAUCUGUCUCCGUACGAUCGUCAGGAGCACGGAUCGUCUUCUUCUUCGCUUCUACGGACGGCGAUGAGGAAAGGAGCCAGCGAGGAGGAGGAAACGACGGAGGAGCGAUGGGUGAGUUAUUCGGAAGUGGUGGAGGAGGUGAUGAGUCGGAGCGGGACUCCACGGUGUUACGGCGGCGAUGGAAACGAGGGACGGGCUUCGUUGAGUUUGAAGCUUGAUUACGAGCAGAUCAUGGAGGCUUGGUCCGACAAACGUACGCUUUAUGUCGACGGAGAACCGCCGCAGACGGUGCCGGACUUGCAUGCUUCCGCUGAUGGAGUUACCGACGCCGGAGAGGCCGGGAGUUUAUGGGCAGUGCCGGAGAUGGAUGUGAGGGAGAGGUUAUGGAGAGGGCAUAGAGAGGCCAGCUUGCUCCGGUAUAAAGAGAAACGGCAAAACCGGCUUUUCUCUAAGCGGAUUCGAUACCAAGUUCGUAAACUCAACGCUGAGAAACGUCCUCGUAUCAAAGGCCGGUUUGUGAAGAGAGACAAUUCAGUAGACCACUAG